Molecule: messenger RNA, 205 nt
Organism: Closterium sp. Naga37s-1
Lineage: Eukaryota; Viridiplantae; Streptophyta; Zygnematophyceae; Desmidiales; Closteriaceae
Source: the annotation of a GenBank genome assembly
AUGACCAUUCGCCUUCCAACCGUUUUCCUCCCUCUUAACCCUUCUCUUUCCUCUCAACCAUUCUCCUCCCUCUCAACCCUUCUCUUCCCUCUCACCUCCGACUCAACCCUUCUCUUCCCUCUCACCUCCCUCUCAACCCUUUUCCUUCCUCUCAAUCCUCCUCCUCUCUCUACUCAACCCUUCUCCUCCCUCACCACCCGUCCAG